AUGAAUAUCAAUGAAUAGUUAUUAUAAAUAUUGACAGACGUAUGCAUUUAGAAUUUUAUGUAGAUUUGCAGUGUACUUAGAUCUGCUGUCACAAAAGAGUUGAGUACAUAAGAAAUACUUAAUGCACUAAAACUUCACAUCUUUACACUGCUAGAAUUAGUAUCUUAAAGCAAAAAUCUUGAAUAUGAUGAAUUAGAGAAGGCUGUUUAAAAAGCAGAAGCAGAGAUACGUUUUCAUAUUAGGGUAUAUAGAUUAACAUAAUCAUAGUUAGAGUAGUAGAUGAGACUCUAUGCAGAUAAUCUUUAAGAGAAGAUUGAAUAAUUAGAAUUUGAAAAGUAAAAAUAGAAGUACAAUAACAUAAUUUAAAUAUAUAUUUUAGCGAAAAAAAAUCAUAGAAUUAAUUUUAAUAACGUGAAGGAAGUCCAAAUGUAAUAAAGAAAUCUUAUAUCAGGAAAAGGUCUUCCACUAAAAAACAAUAUGUCUCAUCAAAAUAAUAAUAAUACUAUCAACAAUCCUCCUUCAAAUAGAAAAGUGA
Paramecium sonneborni is the source of this 535-nucleotide messenger RNA. The record is from the annotation of a GenBank genome assembly. NCBI's taxonomy places the organism in Eukaryota, Ciliophora, Oligohymenophorea, Peniculida, Parameciidae.